Messenger RNA from Melampsora larici-populina 98AG31, 423 nucleotides. RefSeq lists its product as uncharacterized. The coding region runs from base 1 to 423 and encodes 140 amino acids. The record is from RefSeq and is a predicted model, not a curated record. The transcript has 5 exons. Lineage: Eukaryota; Fungi; Basidiomycota; Pucciniomycetes; Pucciniales; Melampsoraceae.
AUGCCAAUGAGAAAGGCUCUUAACUUAACAGAAGGAAAAGUCAUAGAUCUUGGACAAGAGUUUUUGAAUCAGAUUAGCAGACCAGUUGGUACGAAUCCAGCUGAAAAACUUAUCAAUCUUGGGUGUAGGAAUCAACCUAUGAUUUAUAUUGAUGGGAAUGAAAAAUCUUUCGAUGAGUUCUGUACCCUAGUAUCUAAACACAAGUUCUCAAACUUUGAAGGACAAGUUUGCACAAUGGAAUGUAUUCCAAGAAAAAAAGAUCAUUAUAAGGUUUUUUGGAAUUAUGUUUAUGAUCAAGAUCAACUUAAUGAAAUUUAUAGAGAUGAAGCUGAACUUCAUAUUUUUAAAGAAGGAAAACAUUAUAAGAUUUAUUAUAUUAGGAUUGAUGUGUUUAGACAGGUACCUACUAUUGAGAUAAGUUAA